AUGCAGAACCAAGUUAAUGGCAGCGAGUCUCAGACUCAGCGCAAGCGACCAGCGCCAAGAGAUUCACGCGACGAGUCGGAUGACGAGCCCAGCACUGACGACAUUUCCUGGGAAUGGAUCUACGAAGACAAUGCUGUUGCGCGAAACGACGGCCAAGAAGGCGAACGUAAGCGACGCAAAGUGGACGGCGAUUUAAUCAUCGGCGCUCGUGUUGGCUCGUUCGAGUGCCGGAUAGGUGAUAUAGUCCUGCUCAAAGCCGAUGGCUCGAACGAGGCUUGGGUCGCCAUCAUAUGCGAAUUUGUCGAAGACGAUGACGGCGACAAGGCGGCCAACUUUAUGUGGUUCUCCACAGAAAAGGAAAUACGCAACAAGGAGAGAAAGCGUACCGACUUUUACUGGAACGAAUUAUACCUGUCUCCGUCCUGGGACGUGAACCCCCUGGGCUCUAUCUCUGGCAAAGCCAGAGUCACCUCGCUGGACCGCUUUCUUUCGCGACACCCUUCUGGCAAGAUCCCGCGAAACUCCCCGGAGUAUGGAAAAACAUUUGUGUGCCGACGCGGCUGCAAUACGAGAACAGCCACGUACACGAAUGAAUUUGUCUGGGAGGAUGUUUACAGCGGUGCCGAUGAUAUCUCGUCGCUUAUGGACAUGAUUGAGAAGGACACCAAGGCAACUCGAAAGAAACGGCCUGCGAAAAGUCCAGGAGUUGUGGACGACAUAUAUUACCCGCCUCAAACACCGACAAAACAGCGAACCCCAGCAGCUACGACACCGCACUCUCGUGGUCGCACGCCACGAGGAACUGGCAAAAAGCUCGAGUUCACACCGCUGGCGAUGCGAAAACUGUCACCAAGCAAUGUCGAUUCUUCCCCAUUUCAAAUUGCACGGUCACGGUUGCAUGUGUCCGCCGUGCCAGCCAGUCUACCCUGCCGCGAGGGCGAGUUUUCUCUCGUCUACUCGCAUCUCGAGGCGGCCAUCACCGAAGGCACGGGAAACUGUAUUUACAUUUCCGGGACGCCAGGUACUGGCAAAACGGCCACUGUGCGAGAAGUUGUUUCCCGGCUGGAGGAUGCUGUAGUCUCUGAUGAGCUUGAUGAUUUCAUAUUUGUCGAAAUCAACGGCAUGAAAGUCACUGAUCCCCAUCAGUCGUAUACACUCUUAUGGGAGGCCCUGAAGGGGCAGCGCGCAAGUCCCGCGCAGGCGCUGGAUCUGUUAGAGCGCGAGUUCAGCAACCCCAGUCCCCGACGCAUUCCCUGCGUGGUUUUGAUGGAUGAACUGGAUCAGCUCGUCACGAAGAACCAGGCUGUCAUGUAUAACUUCUUCAACUGGCCAACGUUGCGCCACAGUCGUCUGAUUGUUUUGGCAGUUGCAAACACCAUGGACUUGCCAGAAAGAACGUUGAGCAACAAAAUUAGCAGUCGUCUUGGCUUGACUCGAAUCACAUUCCCGGGCUAUACUCACGAUCAGCUCAUGAAGAUUAUUCAAUCUCGUUUAGAGGGUGUGCCAGGAAACAUUGUCGAUGCUGACGCGGUUCAAUUCGCCAGUCGAAAGGUUGCUGCGGUCAGUGGUGAUGCCCGACGAGCUUUAGAUAUUUGUCGAAGAGCUGUUGAGCUAGCCGAAGCCGACGCGCCACCCGAUCCAUCGACACCGAGCAAGAAAGCCCCAGGGGCUAACGCCGCGGAGCUUGCACGCCGCGGUCGCGUUACCAUUGCUACUAUCAAAAAGGCCAUCAACGAGGCCACCUCGAAUCCCAUCCAACAGCAUCUAUGUAGUCUGCCUUUAACAAGCAAACUGCUUAUGGCGGCAAUGCUCUUACGAAUCAGGAGGGCCGGCCUCGUGGAAACUACGUUUGGUGAGACGCUCGACGAGCUGCAGCGUGUAUCCGCAUACGCGCCACGAGCCCCCCUUGGCAUGGCCCAGAUCCUCGGCACCCACGCGAAGGGCGCAGGGCAUGGCGGCGCGCUUCAGCGUCACACGGGACGUCCUUGCUACGUCCAUACGGCUGCACUCGACCUUGUUGCUGCGGGUCUCAUCAAUUUGGAGGCCCAACGAGCAGAGAGGAGCAGCAAGCUGCGGCUAGCGAUUGCCGACGACGAGGUGAAGAUGGCGCUUCGAGAAGAUCCGGAGCUGCGUGCACUAGGAAUCGGUAUAUGA
This is a messenger RNA of Cordyceps fumosorosea ARSEF 2679, 2154 nucleotides long. RefSeq names its product origin recognition complex subunit 1. The transcript has 2 exons. Lineage: Eukaryota; Fungi; Ascomycota; Sordariomycetes; Hypocreales; Cordycipitaceae. Gene Ontology annotation, cellular component: nuclear origin of replication recognition complex. Gene Ontology annotation, molecular function: DNA replication origin binding; ATP hydrolysis activity; chromatin binding. The record is from RefSeq and is a predicted model, not a curated record. Bases 1 to 2154 code for a protein of 717 amino acids. Gene Ontology annotation, biological process: mitotic DNA replication checkpoint signaling; DNA replication initiation.